Hypanus sabinus (Atlantic stingray) is the source of this 2335-nucleotide messenger RNA. Its product is annotated as cytochrome P450 26C1-like. Bases 1 to 1554 code for a protein of 517 amino acids. NCBI's taxonomy places the organism in Eukaryota, Metazoa, Chordata, Chondrichthyes, Myliobatiformes, Dasyatidae. Gene Ontology annotation, molecular function: heme binding; iron ion binding; monooxygenase activity. The transcript has 7 exons. Gene Ontology annotation, biological process: sterol metabolic process. The record is from RefSeq and is a predicted model, not a curated record.
AUGUUCCUGCCCGGGGUUGACUACCUGUCGGCGCUGGCUGCGGCUCUUGCCUCGCUGCUCUCAGUUUUGCUCCUCCUCGCCGUCUCCAGACAGCUGUGGACCCUCGCCUGGAAUGUGACCAGAGACAGGGACAACAAGCUGCCGCUUCCCAAAGGCUCAAUGGGCUGGCCAUUACUUGGAGAGACGCUGCACUGGCUGGUACAGGGUGCCAACUUCCACGCUUCCAGGAGAGAAAAAUACGGAAAUGUCUUCAAAACACAUCUCCUGGGAAGGCCGGUGAUCCGAGUGACGGGUGCGGAGAACAUACGCAAGAUCCUGAUGGGAGAGCACAGCCUAGUGAGCGCACAGUGGCCGCACAGCACCAGGAUCCUCCUGGGUUCCAACACGCUAGCCAACUCCAGCGGGGAGCUACACCGCCAGAGGCGGAGGAUCCUGGCCCGGGUGUUCAGUCACGCCGCUCUGGACAAUUACAUCCCUGGCACCCAGCAAUUGGUCCGCUCCUGGGUGCAGCGCUGGUGCGAGGAGCGAGCUCCCGUCACCGUAUACCCGGCCACCAAAGCGCUGACAUUCUGCAUCGCCGUCCGGAUCCUGCUCGGUCUCCAGGCUGCCGAUCACCAGCUCGACCAUCUCUCCAGCAUAUUCGAACAGCUAAUGGACAACAUUUUCUCACUGCCUUUGGAUUUGCCCUUCAGCGGUCUGCGUAAGGGUAUUAAAGCAAGGAACGCAUUGCACGAGUAUCUGGAAAAAGCGAUCACUGAAAAACUACAACAAAGCAGCCCAGGUGCCUAUCCCGACGCUUUGGAUUUCAUGCUGAAAAGUGCGAGGGAGAACGGGAAGGAACCGAGCCUCCAGGAACUAAAGGAAUCUGCAGUUGAGUUGAUCUUCGCCGCCUUCUCCACUACGGCCAGCGCCUGCACAUCCUUGGUGCUGCUGCUGCUCCAGCACUCGCAUGUGCUGCAGAAAGCGAGGCAGGAACUGGAGCAACACGGCCUGAUCCCCAGUUGCCAGUGCAAGCCGGCAGAAAGUGAAUCGGAACGGUUCUGCGGCGACUGCGACUGUCGGCGCUCUCUGAGCUUGGAGGUCUUGGGGCGUCUGCGCUAUCUCGACUGUGUGGUGAAGGAGGUGCUGAGGUUGCUUCCCCCAGUGUCCGGGGGCUACAGGACAGCGCUGCAGACCUUUGAGCUGAAUGGAUGUCAGAUACCCAAGGGCUGGAAUAUCAUAUACAGCAUUCGCGACACACAAGAGACAGCCGCUGUCUACCUGAAUCCAGACAGAUUCGACCCUGAUCGGUUUGGACCCGAACGGGAUGAGAGCAAAGUGGGUAGAUUCAAUUACUUGCCCUUCGGAGGGGGCGUUCGUAGCUGCAUAGGGAAAGAGCUGGCUCAAGUUAUCCUUAAAACACUGGCAAUUGAACUGAUCGGCAGUGCGCAGUGGGAACUGGCCAGCGCCGCCUAUCCCAACAUGCAGACCGUGCCGGUUGUACACCCCGUCGAUGGGCUGAAGGUUCGAUUUCAUCGCUUGAAUGAUAAAAUAAACUGCAAGUACAUAAAAUAACAGGACAUCGCCGCCAGCGAAGACCGAUGCCCAAGGACUGUCACGUUAAGCCGGUCAAAUCUAUGCCGAACUUCUAUUUCUCCCUAAACGCCAUUCACUGCAAGGAAAAGUCGUUUGUCGAAAUGUGAAAAUGUUUCUGUCAGUAAUUCACGAAGAUUUCAAUGCGUUUGAACUCUAGCAGCCUCAAAUACACCAUAGCAAAACACAGUACUUAAUCUAUGCACUUAAACAUUAAUAUAUUAGAUUUCUGAACAUACAGCCACGAACUAAAGACUGGAACCCCAAUUUGUCGUCGGGCAACUACUGACGGGUUGACCAGCGACUCUCUUCACAUUAAAAUGUGGUCCUUCGGCGGGGUUUUACUGCGGGAGAGGAUGGUAUUUCAUUCACGAGCUUUGUCGGUUUACUAUUUGGUUUUCCCUUUUCUUAGAAUAUUAGUUUAAUUCCCCAAUCCGCAGAAAAUGGGCUAAAGGGAUCAAUGUAUGUCGUAAACAGAACAAAAUGUGAGCUGCCUUUGUUUGAAUGGGCUGUCGAUUUGGAAAGUUGAAAACCCUUUUGUCUAGCAUCACCUCUUUUCAUCUUCGUCUCAUUCCCCACGUCCAUCCUCGCUGCCUUCCACAGUCUGGAAUGAAGAGGGAUUGACAGAGGGUGGUGAAGGUGGGCUGAUGAUUGUGAAUUGAGUGUGGGAUGGGGUGUGGGGAGUGUGGACUAAGGAUUGUGAAUGGGAAUUCGGGUGAAAAAGAGAGGUUGCGGAUGGAAGAAUGGGAAGUGGGGUAAUAAC